GUAACCAUACAUUUCUUAUCAUCGCAUUCACUUACGCAUUCACUCUGAGGUAAUGGAACUGUAUAGCAGUAAACGACGCUGGACCUAACGAAACGUUGUCAACGAUUUCUCGUAAUUUCUUGGAAAAUACUAUUAUUAUUGAGGACUUCUGGGCAUAGCUAAGCCAUAUAUUUUCUGAUAGACCUAUCUGACAUCGUUUUCUGGAGCAAAACAGAAGCGGAUAGAACGGUCAUUGAUUUACUCUCUCUGUCUCUAUCUACUGAACACAGAUAAAAUUUCAUCAUUGCUAUGUAAGUAUUACUGCUCAAAAUAUUUCGGUUAUAUACGUUAUUUUUGAAAUUGAGUGCCUUUAAAUAGGUCAGUGGUAUUAUAUAAUGUGGAUAUUUCACACUGUAAUGUAAGCGUUAGUUAGUGAAAAGUUUCCAAGAAAAGAGCUAGCCUACUGUAAGUCCAGAACGUGUUGACAUUCUUACAUUAGAACACACGUCUAACAGACAUUUGAUUCCAAUAUUUGAGUUGGACUUUGAGCUCGACACUAUUGUCUCACGCUGCUAAACAUGUUGCACUUUGUUUAAUAUGCAGACCUAACUUUUUUACUUUGAUAAUGGGUUUAACAGAAACUUGGAUUUAUUUUGGAGUUGCACUACUGGCUUAAAUAAUAAGCCCUUUUUUAAUGUAUUUUUUAUCAUGUUGGAGUUGCCAGUUUAAACCGACAGUUUUGCACUUUAAUAUGUAAACCUUUGUUUACAUUUUGUUUUGUGCUGCAUUAUACAAUGACACAUACAGUUUGUUGUUGUCAAAAUAAAAUGAACGUCAGCUAACUAGCUUCGCUGGCUAACGUUGUCAUAAAAUUUUUCCUGACCGUGAAAACUGGAUUACUUGUUUACAUUUUUGACAGAUGUGGCUGGUGGGUGUCUAUCUAUCUAUCUAUCGCUGUCUCCGUCGCAGCACUUUCGACACAAGCAAUUCGGAAUUCGGAAGCGCUAUCCUAAUUUUUUUUUUGUUACCAUGAAGAGUGCCUGACCCGCAACUGCAGUAAUGUGUUAACACAACGGCCCAAUUAUAUUGAGAAAUAACAUCUUUGGGGGGAAAAAAACACUGUAUUCUGUAAAUGUAUUUUACCUACCAUGCAUACAAACAUAAAAACGGUAGUCAAUCACCCACUUCUAUUUAUAAUGCCAUCAUAGUGCGGAGUGUUUAAAACCAUAAAGCCAUCUCUCGUUUUUUUUUUUUUUUUUUGUCAGCGCAUCACCAUUGUUGUUACAUUCAUUCUGAUAUGUCGCCUAAAUGCCUUUUUAUGUUCAAUCGGCUUAAGGCGCUCUGCAAAAUCACUUUCAAAAUCGCCUUUCUGUGGUAGGGAAAACCCUGUGAACUUAAAUUAAAUGGUCAAUUUGAUUUUUUUGGAGGAAAAUUAAUCGUUUAGAUUAAUCGACUAAUCGAUAAAAUAGUCAAUAGAUUAAUCGAUAGAAAAAUAGUCGUUAGCGGCAGGCCUAAACUCAAACCAGCCCGUCUGGCACCAACAACCAUGCCACAUUCAAAGUCACUUAAAUCACCUUUCUUCCCAAUUCUGAUGCUUGGUUUGAACUUCAGAAGACGAUCGAGUUGCUGCCACGUGAUUGGCUGAUUAGAUAUUUGCGGUAACGGGUGCAGUUUGCAGUUGAACAGGUGUACCCAAUGAAGUGGCCGGUGAGUGUAUAGGCUCUGGGAAAGGACAACCAAAUUGAUUCCUGGCAUGAAAGAUAAAAGCUGUGAGCAACUUUAGAUGCUUAAUCUUUUCACGCUUAGUAAAAGGAGAUUUUGGGGUGAUUUGAUAGAGGUUUUUAAAGUCUUAAAGAGGAUCAACAAAGUGAACUGCAAGAGAUUCUUUAGGUUGAGUUCUGUUUCUUGAAUGAGUGGACAUAAAUUGAAAUUAGUAAAAGAUCAAUUGUGUACAGACAUCAAGGAAGAGUUAGGUCAUGUAGUAAAGGCAGAAACUCUGGGGAUUUUCAAGACCAGGCUUGAUACAGUGUUAGAUACUAUCUAGUCUUUAGGUAAUCAGAGCACUAAUUUAGUCGUGAAAAUGGCAAGCAUUGUUGGGUUGAAUGGCCUGUUCUCGUUAUUAUGUUAUAUUAUGUAAGGGACAGGAGCCCCAUGGAAAGAGAAACAGAGAAGACAAGGUCAAGGCCAGCUUGACACUUGAUGUAUGUAAAGACUUUCUAUUAAAUUGAGGACCUUAGUGAUUCAGAUUAUAAGUCUGGUGUGUAAGUCUGCAACAAGGUAGACUUAUGACAUUUCCAGGGUCUUGUUUUUGCUGCCCCAGGGCCCUCCAUCAACACCAAUUCCAGAGAGAUUUCUUUGCCAUACUGCAGAACAUGGGUGUUUUUUAUUUUCUGUCUCUGGAAGACUACUGGCUCUCUGACUCAUGCUUCCCAUCUGUGGCAUCUUCCCAUCAGGUGUCAUUUUUCAGAUUCCUCCAUUUCAGUGACAAUCUGCAAAACAACUGCUCUGAUCAAUUUUUACAAAAUUUGGAUGUUUUUUAUAUGCUGUGUGACUAAUGACUUCAGAUUCCACCAUACUAUUGAAAAAGUGUGGAUGAGCUUAUGGUAGCAAGACCACCAGAGCAUGAAACCCCCGCCAGUAUAUUAACAACAAACCUGACAAGUGAGGGUUUAAGUUGUUUAGCUAUGGAAGCUCCAGCAGAAUAAUCCAUGACAUGCUGCUGUUCCAAGGUGGUACAAUAUUUUCCAGUAUUGGAUGGGGGCUGUGUCCAAAGGUUGUUAUCACUUUCUGCAUGUCAUCAUUUGUAGAAUCAGAAGCUCUGGUUGUUUUUUGUGACAACUAUUUAACAAGCUUCAACCAUCUCUAGAUCAGUUGGGCAUUAGGAAUGUGGGCACAGUGUGAGCAAACCAUAUAGGUGGAGCACAAGUGGCUGAUGACAAGGCUCUGAAGAAGCAUGGACGUGCGGCAUUUAACUAUCGGUUAUCAGAGGGAGUGACGUCAAGUGGUACAAUAACAAGUAUGUUUCACAUUUGAGUGUGGUGCCUGUGGUAUUCAUCCAACAAGUUCUGAGAAGAAGUUCUGCGGAGAAGCCCAAAAGAAGUUUGAUGUCUCCUGCCCAGCAGUUAUUGUGGCCUACAAUCAAGCUAUGGGAGGGAUCGAUCUCUCAGGAAUGCUUGUCCAUCUUUACAAGAUGCCCAUAAACUCUCACAAGGGACUCACCAAAUCAAGGAAAAACCAAUGCCCUUAAAAAAGUUUUGGAUGUCUGUGGUAAAUAAGAAAAACUAUCCCCUGGAGAGAGACAGAUCCCAAGAAGUGCACCUCCCAACAGUCAAAGUGAAGCAUUCAUGCCCACAGACUGUGAGAUGUACCAUCAGCCAGUCCUGUCCAACUGUUCACUGUUCACUGCUCUAUGUCCUCUGUAAUCUCACAGAUAAAUUUUAGAAUCAACAAAAAGCAGGAGCAUCGCAAAGGACUCCAAAAGACAUGCAAACAGUCAAAUGUCACAAUGACUAUGACUUACCUGGGGCAAGGGCUUAUGGAAAGGUCCCAUGAUGAGAUGAAGGUGCUGCAGCAGAUCUGCGGAGGAGAGAAUAUUUGUGUCUUCAGAGGGUAUCUGCAUCCAGGAGAGCAGUUCCAGUUUGUGUCUCGGAGGCGCUGUGGUUUUCCUUUUAGCAUCUCACUCUUCGUGAAUGGCAUGAUGGCAGCAAGAAUCAGUUCCUGCUGUGAAUACCGUUACAGUCCUGGGUUUCAGCAAGGCAGGCGGAGCUGUUUCAGAUUCACAGAUCUGAGUGGAGGGCUACCUUGUUUUAGAUGUGCAAGCAGCAUUCGAAACAAAAAUGGGAAAAGGCUACAUCUGUAUAAUGGAAUGAAAGGGAAGUUACUGCUCUCUACAUUAGGAAAACCUGCCAAAGGAGAAAAGGAAUCAUGCCCCUCUUCCUCAUUAUUUAUACCAUUUGGAAAGGAAAUGCCAUUAUUGAGAUGGAGCAGAAAAGACUCCAAAGAUGUGAACAGUAUGUCAACUGACACUGAAGACAUGAAUAGUGUAAAAGUAAACAGGGGGCAAAAGAAGACAAAGGAGCAACACUGUAGCAGAGCAGCCAGAAAGAAGUCAAACAUGGAGGAACACCUCACGGAAGACUACGUCACAUCUGGAAAAAAGCAGGGUGUUCAUAUAAAAAAAUCAAGGUGUGUGAUGUCAAACAAGAAAGAAACCUGCAAGCUGGAAAAGGAAACAGUGGAAGAGAGGCAUCAACUCUGGAAGGAAACAGCAGUAAGGGAUCUCUGUGGUGAUAUGUCCAACUCAGAGUUGGAACUCAGCGAUGACAGUGAAAGCAUUCUCUAUUCAAAGAACACAUCUCUGCUGAGGGAUCUGAGGGGAGAGGACGAGGGUAGCCAUAGCCAUGUUGCUAAUGGUGCAGUUUCUACAUUUGGUUCAAGUAGACUAGGAUAUUCCAACAGUUUGGACCUGAACCAGCUGUACACGGAGUGCAAGGAAAUGACCAUGAGCCAAGAGGAGAAAGAGCACAAUCUAGAAACACAGGUGGAAGCCAUGAUAUCCAUGCUGGAAUCAUGUGAUCUGGUGGAGCAGUUGGUCCUGAGGAACACUGGGAUUACUGAUGAGCUUUUGAACUGUCUUGUCACUGCACUCAAGAAUAGCCCUUCUGAGGUGGUGCUGAUCAACCUGAACCUGAACAACAUCGGACCUCCUGGAGUACAGAUUCUGCUUAACCUAGUGAAGCUCAACCCACAGGUCAAGGGUCUACUGUUGUUUGGCAAUCACCUGGGAGACAAAGGAGUUUGUACAUUGCUAAAUGGUUUGGCUGAUCUUCAGGGUCAAACUGUGGGACAGAGAACAUUGCAAUUGUGGUCUGGAGGCCCACAUAGGAUGGACACUCUGCUCCUCCCAAGAGAAACAUCCAGGAAAGCCACACCACUGCAUACCCAUAUCACACAGGCAUUUGUCCUCUUCGAAUUGGAUCUUGGGGGGAAUGGGGUCAGUAGUGAGGGGCUGAGGGUACUGUCAUCAUACCUGAGGUGCCAUUCACAGCUGAAAUAUUUGGGCUUGGCCAAAACUAAUGUUGCUGAUAUUUCAGCAUGGGAAACCCUAUUUGACAGCUUAACAACCAAUGUUGCGCUGAUCCACAUUAUUCUGGAUGAAUGCCACUUGGGUGACCAAGGAGUGGAGUUAUUUGCAAAAAUGCUGAGGUAUAAUCAGAGUUUGACUAAGAUAGACCUGGACUAUAACAGUAUUGGGGAUCGUGGAGGAAAUGCAAUCAUAGAGGCCUUGCUCAACAGAAGAUUUAUCCUUAUGAGUCAUUUAAGUCUAGAGGGGAACUAUAUAAGCUUUGCUCUGAUUAAGAAAAUACAGCAGGAGAUUCAACUCAAUUCAUCUAAUAAUUACUAACUAAACUUUUUUACAAUUUUUGAUGUUAAAAUUAACAAGAACCGCUGUCUGUCUGUAAAAUGUAUUUGUGGCUUAAGUGUUUGAUAUUUUAUUUGCAUUUCAAGUUGUGGUUUGUUAUGAUUGCAUGGGUACAAUGUUAUGUACAAUAUAACAAUAAAAAAGGACAUUGUCCUGUUUGCACCUGUAUUAUGGAUUUAUAGGGACAUCAGGGCUGCUGGGUAGCAUGCUUGGCAAAAGUGGCAUCUAGUGAUUACACAUUUAGGUACUGUACAACAUUAUGUGACAAUGUUUUUAGAUUAUUUUGUAAUCUGACAUCAAUGUUUCAUAUUAAACGUUCAUAAGAGGCACAUUUAUAUGGUUUAUAAUGGAAAAAAACAUUUAAUUAAUUUACGAAGAGAUUUUGGAUAUGUUUCUGGACCCCUAGAUAUUUUAGACCACUGUACUGACAGAAAGCUUGAAAAUUAUGUAAAAGUUUGUUUCUCGUGUCAAAACAGUUGAUUUGUAGUGAAAUUCAUGAUAAUGUUAUGAUUUACAGCAAUGCAUAAUUUAGACAUUUUGGAUAGAUUUGGAGACACUGGGUAUACUGCUUACUUUUUACUUCAUAGAUCUUUAGCAUCUCUGCAUAUCCACCCUUAGAUUUUACGCAACUGUGGUCAAGGAGUUUUUGAACUACAUCCGUGAUCUUGAAGGCCAGCUUGCUGGACUAGUGUUGGGAAGUUUGAUUCUUUAAGAUGAAUCCAACUUUUGCGUUUUCAAGUCAUUUGAGUUAUUUCCUCAUACAUCACACUCAAUUUCCAAAAUAUACAAUUUACUUUUUAUUCCUGCUUCUCUGGCUCAAGCUCAAGUUAUUCAGUUGCAGAUCCUAGCAAAACGUAGGUGUGAAUUCACCCUUAGUUCAAUAACAGAGGCUACUGCUAAGCAGACUUCACAACUAUAGCACUUGAACAUUUUUAGCAAUUGUAACAAUAUUUAUUCUGCAAUGUCAGUCUUAAUCUUGUUGUGCCGCCUGGGAAAGUGGGCGAUGCUAACUGUCUGCAGCAAAACAUGGUUAACCACAAACUACUCCUCUCCACUUUGGCUGAGAUGGGCAUUUCUGGGACUGCCCUCACUUGGUUUGCUUCCUAUCUUGCAGAUAGGUCCUACCAGGUCACCUGGAUGGGUUCUGUCUCUGCUCCUCAUCCCCUUGUUACAGGAGUCCCGCAGGGAUCUGAACUGGGGCCUCUGCUGUUCUCCAUAUACUCUAAUAUACUCUCUAAUCACUGUUAUGCAGAUGACACACAAUUCUUUUUCUCUUCUCUCCCUCCCUCUGCCUUGCAGGUUAAUGAGAGAAUAUCUUCCUGCCUGGCUGACAUCUCAACCUCAACAAGACUGAGCUUCUGUUCAUCUCCUACAAGACCUCCCUACUAUAUGAGCCCUCAAUCACUGUUGACAUCACA
Messenger RNA from Anguilla rostrata (American eel), 6819 nucleotides. Its product is annotated as glutamate-rich protein 3-like. NCBI's taxonomy places the organism in Eukaryota, Metazoa, Chordata, Actinopteri, Anguilliformes, Anguillidae. The coding region runs from base 3389 to 5383 and encodes 664 amino acids. Gene Ontology annotation, molecular function: protein binding. The transcript has 10 exons. The record is from RefSeq and is a predicted model, not a curated record.